AUGCUUGGACUACGUCAGCUGAUAGUUGGGGGUUGUCGGGGUCGAACCUUUAUCAAAAUGAUGCCCACUUCAAGACCAAUAAUAAGGUUGCACCAUGAUGAGUACUCAAAACCAUUUGAUAAUUUACCAUUUACUGUCACUAACAGAUAUGUGCUUACUGCUGUGUUUUGUGUAUUAUUCGGAGUGGGUUGGUGGGCUCCUUGGAUAAUUCUAUGGUAUUCCAUGGCAAAGAGAACCAUGUGA
This is a messenger RNA of Leptosia nina, 243 nucleotides long. The record is from the annotation of a GenBank genome assembly. NCBI's taxonomy places the organism in Eukaryota, Metazoa, Arthropoda, Insecta, Lepidoptera, Pieridae.